Psilocybe cubensis is the source of this 447-nucleotide messenger RNA. RefSeq lists its product as uncharacterized. NCBI's taxonomy places the organism in Eukaryota, Fungi, Basidiomycota, Agaricomycetes, Agaricales, Agrocybaceae. The record is from RefSeq and is a predicted model, not a curated record. Bases 1 to 447 code for a protein of 148 amino acids. The transcript has 5 exons.
AUGCAGAGAUUCAACUGCACCAACGACAUCCACGAGGCCCCCGAAGCUCGAGCGGCCGCAAACUCUCUUCGAUCUCUGCAGGACAAACGCGCUGCUUCUCAGUGCACGACAGCCAACUGCAUCUGCGGUGUUCCUUGUUUCUUUAACAAGUGCUUCCCUACAACCGCGAAUAUUCAAGCUGCGGACUGCACCAAUCUUGCAAACUCUCUUAUAAGCAACCCGGCUUCUUUCACAAUCCCACCGGCCCAGGCUCUCGCAUUCAUUCUCAACAGCUGCGAAUACGCUGCAUUCGGCACCAGCAACACUCAACCGACAGAAUACUGCUUCAGCGACUUUGGUGUCGCUGCGUCGGAGGUGUUCCACGUCUGCGGAAACACCCAGCAGGGAUCAUGCGAAGGUACACUGAACGGCGCCCCUUUCUUCGUCGACCAACUGAACCUCCUGUGA